AUGGCAAGCGAUACUAACACCUCUUCCUGGAAAACAACCGUUAUAAUCAGUACCUCACCUCAGUGUGAUGAACCCUCACAGAUACUUUUAACGCAGCAGCACAGGAUUCGUCGCUCGGACAGCAUUCUGUCCUCUUCUUUUGUUUUCCCCUUGUCAGGUACGGCUUUCUUGCUAGUCACACUGGAGGAGUUUUCGGCUAAGCUUGAGAAUACAGAACUUUUUGAGAGGAUUGAGAAGUUUGUGCACGUCCAUAGAAACAGUUUUCUUCUGCUUCGAGCCCCAGUCUAUGGAAAAAGAGAGUGGGACAUUUUCUCAUCAGUGCAGAACAGAUUCCUUGGCUGUAACCUCAGAGUCAUACCUGUGCACAGUACAGCUGAUGUAGUGAAGGGAAUGCUGAUCAUCGCUAAGGCCACAAGUAAACCCAAUGUGGAGAAUUUGAGAGAUCAGAUGUCUUUGGCUUGUGCUCAAAUCAUUGAUCAUAGCCCAGUUUGGGGGAUGCUUCAAGAGAGAGAGUUGUAG
Messenger RNA from Ctenopharyngodon idella (grass carp), 519 nucleotides. RefSeq names its product protein SPO16 homolog. Gene Ontology annotation, cellular component: chromosome. Gene Ontology annotation, biological process: reciprocal meiotic recombination; synaptonemal complex assembly. The record is from RefSeq and is a predicted model, not a curated record. The transcript is spliced from 5 exons. Bases 1 to 519 code for a protein of 172 amino acids. NCBI's taxonomy places the organism in Eukaryota, Metazoa, Chordata, Actinopteri, Cypriniformes, Xenocyprididae.